Aspergillus steynii IBT 23096 is the source of this 2404-nucleotide messenger RNA. RefSeq names its product putative siderochrome-iron transporter (gene sit2). Gene Ontology annotation, molecular function: transmembrane transporter activity. The record is from RefSeq and is a predicted model, not a curated record. Bases 256 to 2085 code for a protein of 609 amino acids. Gene Ontology annotation, biological process: transmembrane transport. NCBI's taxonomy places the organism in Eukaryota, Fungi, Ascomycota, Eurotiomycetes, Eurotiales, Aspergillaceae. The transcript has 3 exons.
CGAAAAUUUGUUUUGCCAGGCUUGACCAGCGGAGCUCACUUUGUUACCCACUUGUCUCUGCCAGCGAGCGGCACCGUUCGGCCGGGUUGAGAAGCAGCAUACUUAUAUAGUAAAUUAACCCUCCCCGACUUCCCGUCCCUGGCUCCCCUCCUUCCUUUCUCUGCUCAUCAAGCAAUUCAACUUCAUCCCUUCCGGUUCAUCGGGUAAACCACCCCCCGUCUCCUUGAGCAGGAAGAGAGGCAUCGAAACAUCAUCAUGGGUGUCCUUGAAAUGAUUCGAGGUCGUGACAACACCGCUGCGGUGUCCGACCUCGCCGGCACUGAGGAUCACCAGCCCAAGCAGAACUCGCCUGAGAAUCCGGACACCUCGGGUAGCGACUCCGACCGGAAGAGUCUGGAGGCCCGGAAUGAAAAGGAAAUCGAGGCGCACCCCGGCGAGGUCACCGAGGGGGCUCAGCUGGGUAUCCAAAGGGCCGAGGCCGCUGCCUUGGUGUGGUCGAAGAAGGCGCUGAUUAUCACUUACGCUUGGAUCUGGGUUUCUUUCUUCAUGCUCGCCUUGCAGUCAUCUAUCAGCAGCAUUGCCCAGCAAACUGCCUAUGCUAAAUUCCAAAGCGCGCCCGCCGUCAGUACGGCCAACAUCCUGGCUACCAUCGUCGGUGGUGUGCUAAAGCUCCCCAUUGCCAAAACCCUGAACCUGUGGGGUCGUGCUGAGGGUUUGUGCGCCUCCGUCGCGGUCUACAUUCUCGGAAUCAUCAUUCUCGCGGCGUGCGAUGGUCCGUCUUCGUACUCGGCAGGCUAUGUCAUCUACUGGGUGGGCUACGACGGUAUCUACCUUAUUCUGCAGGUCUUCCUCGCCGAUACCUCCGGUCUGCGGAACCGAGCCUUCGCCUUCGCCUUCGCCAACACUCCUUUCAUCUGUACCGCCUUCACUGGUUCGCUUGCAGGACAAAACUUUGUCCAAAACACUGGUGGAUGGCGUUGGGCCUAUGGUGCUUUCACGAUUAUCAUGCCCUUCGUCUUCCUUCCCCUUGCCGUUGUCUUCAAGUACUACGAGAAGAAGGCGCUCAAAUCGGGCGUGUUCAACCCUCCCAAGAGUGGCCGAACUACCACCCAGUCCAUCUUGCAUUACUGGCAUCAAUUUGACGUGGUCGGUGCUCUGCUGUUGAUGGCUGGUUGGAUCCUUAUCCUUCUGCCUUUCAGUUUGGCUAGCUACGGAAGAGCGGAGUACAAGAGUGCAACCUUCAUCUGCAUGAUCAUCUUCGGAUUCUUCACGCUACUACUUUUCGCUGCCUGGGAGAAGUUCGUCGCCCGUGUGCACUUCAUCAACUAUGAAUUGCUCAAGAAGCGCACCGUUCUGGGUGCUUGCACCAACUCCGCCAUUCUCAACUUCAGUUUCUAUUGCUGGGAUCUGUAUUUCCUCAACUUCUGUACGGUUGUGUACGAUCUCAGCCAGGGAAUGGCUGGCUACAUGAUGCAGAUUUACAACGUCGGCUCGUGCUUCUGGGGUGUCGUCAUCGGUCUCUGGAUGCGAUUCACCAAGGAAUUCAAGUGGACCUCGCUGUGCUUCGGUCUUCCUCUCUUGAUUCUCGGCGCUGGUCUGAUGAUCAAGUUCCGUGGCGACGGCGGCACGGACGACAUCGGCUACCUCAUCAUGUGUCAAAUCUUCAUUGCCUUCGGUGGUGGUACCUUGGUUAUUGGUAACGAAAUGGGUGUCAUGGCUGCCGCUGACCGUGAGGGUGUGCCUAUGAUGCUGUCUGUCCUCGGUCUCUUCAGCAGUCUGGGCGGUGCCAUCGGACAGGCCGUGCAAGCCGCCAUUUACAACAACCUCUUCGUUGAGGCCCUGGAGUCGGCUCUCCCGGCCAGCGAGAAGUCUCAGGCCAUGCAGAUCUCGCUGGAUGGCUACUUGGUCCAGCAGACGUACCCCGUCGGUUCCGAGAAGCGCAACGCCGUCAACUACGCCUGGGGUUACAGCCAGAAGUAUGGUGCCAUUGCCGCUACCGCUGUUCUGGCCCUUUCUAUCCCUGCCAUUGCCAUCUGGAAGAACUACCGCCUUAACAAGAAACAGAACAAGGGUACCGUGCUCUAGAGCUUUUCUUGGUUUGGAAUACAACACAAAGAUACCCAAAAUUUACACAUCUUAUAGAGUGGAUGGAUGUGACUUUAAUCGUUGGUGAGAAACAGGGCGGUUUGCUUUACUUUUUGCGACGCAAUCAAAAGAAUAUCUAAUCUUACUGCUUUUUAAUAGUUGUUUUCUCUCUGUUGUACUUUUUAUGUGACUUUCUUUUUUUUUCCAUUCUCCAUCGCGCACGCUCUUCUCCCUUCUGUGCAAUGAACGCAUCCGAAGAAUCACGAUUCUAGCAUAGCCAUAGUUUCUAUGCAGACAUUUAAUGAAAAAGAAAUACCAU